Messenger RNA from Lethenteron reissneri (Far Eastern brook lamprey), 3449 nucleotides. RefSeq names its product 14-3-3 protein beta/alpha-like. Lineage: Eukaryota; Metazoa; Chordata; Hyperoartia; Petromyzontiformes; Petromyzontidae. The record is from RefSeq and is a predicted model, not a curated record.
AGGGGGAGGAGUCAUGUUUUUCCCGCCAUUGGCUCGCGCCUCACUCGGGCGGGGCUCGCGGUCUCCUUGGCAACGGGUGACGUCACCGCCCUGCGCCUCCAUUUGACGCAGAGCCUCGGCGGGAGACGGAGCCGCAUUAUUGUAACGCAAGGCUGACAGUGGCGGCGACAAGAUGGAGAAAAGCGAACUGGUACAGAAGGCCAAGCUGGCUGAGCAGGCCGAGCGUUACGACGACAUGUCAGCUGCCAUGAAGGCGGUGACGGAACAGGGCCACGAGCUCUCCAACGAGGAGCGCAACCUGCUGUCGGUCGCCUACAAGAACGUGGUGGGCGCGCGUCGCUCCGCUUGGCGCGUCAUCUCCUCCAUCGAGCAGAAGAGCGAUGCCAGCGACAAGAAGCAGCACAUGGCCAAGGAGUAUCGGCACAAGGUGGAGAAGGAGUUGUGCGACAUCUGCAACGACGUGCUGGCUCUGCUGGACAAGCACCUGAUCGUCAGUGCGACCAGUGCAGAGAGCAAGGUGUUCUACCAGAAGAUGAAGGGCGACUAUUACAGAUACCUGGCUGAGGUUGCAGUCGGAAUAGACAAAGCCAGUGCCAUGGAGCGGUCACAGGCCGCCUACCUGAGCGCGUUUGAUGUCAGCAAGGCAGAGAUGUCACCCACUCACCCAAUCCGCCUGGGCCUGGCACUCAACUUCUCCGUCUUCUACUACGAAAUCCUGAACUCGCCCGAAAAGGCGUGCAACCUCGCCAAAACUGCAUUCGACGAAGCCAUCGCUGAACUGGAUACUUUAAAUGAAGACUCGUACAAGGACAGCACGUUAAUCAUGCAGCUGCUGAGGGAUAACUUGACGCUCUGGGCCUCAGACGCGCAGAGUGAAGAUGCAGAUGUGGAUGGAGCCGAGAACUGAAGCGGGGCACGAAGAGGGGUACGCGAGCGAGCGACAAACGUAACACCAACAAAACCUCUCUCCCCGGCUUGACAGAAUCAAAUACAUCGCAGAGCUGUCAUGUGCGAUCGGCUCAUUGUACCAUCAUCACCACCACCUCCACCACCCAUCGCGGCUACAACACGAUUAAAAUUCUUAAACACGAGCAACCGGCCACAAUUGGGUGGACUGAGCACCAAUCUGUUUUGCUUCACAAAAGCAUUUUCUUGGCCUCUCCUCAUUGCCUUUCUAAAUUAUCUCUGCUCGGCAGCUUAAGUUUUUUAUUUGCAAGUGGAAAAAGUCUGUGAGAGGGAGCACUUGUGCAAGGCACACGCAUGAACACUCCAGUCUACAUAGCACCCACCAACAUAUCUCAAUCUCAAACAAACUCUGGUUUGUACUGCUCCUGUAUGCUCAUUGGUGGUCUUACCAUAGUUUAUUCAUAAUUGGUAAGAAGGUUAAAUAUACGUCAAGUGUAUAUUUAUCAACUCCUUGCAUUGACAGGUGUUUCUGCAUCCGUUCCUCUGUCGCAGGGACAAUUUGAAUGGCAAAAAAUGUUGACGUCAACCGUUCCAAAAUUCAAUCUUUUAGUGCUUUGAAUGUUUGAGAAAGUUUAAAAAAAAAAUAUUGAAAUUAUUAAUGAUUGUAAAGUGUACCCCUGUUACUCGGGCAUGACAAGUAGUUACUGAAAAACGUUAUCCUAAGCUAUUGUGCGUAACUGCGUUGCAAAUGCAUUUUAACAUCUGUGAUGAGGCAAAUAUUGCAGCCUUCACGCGAAUAGCCUAAAUUUAAAUCCUAGCGACGUUAACUAAAACAAUGGCAAUUGUACAUUUAACCAUCUCAGGUUGGUUCAGGGCAAGUCGCACUCGUUUUUUUUAUAAAUGUGACCAGGGCACUUAGAUGAUAUGCUGUCCGAGGCCGUUCUAUCGCAGGUGCUUGUUUAAAAAUAGUUGCUCGUGAUUAAGAGGCCAAUGACCAUAACUGGGGCGGUGUGGCUAAGUGGAUGCUCCGUCAUUUGAGACGCAACGCGUCCCACCUGCCUUUGUGCGUGCGUGCUCCACGCGUGUUCGUGCACACAUGCAGCUGCUCCUCGUAACCAUAUGCACUGCACGCGCACAUCCAUGACUCCGUGUAACUAAAGCACGUUGUUUACAGUCCUGUGCACACGUACGUAUACGUACCAUAUACAUACUCGCACGCACGUUUAAACAUGGUAUCAUCCACGCACAUCACAUGCACGCACAUCUUCUUGCAACAGGACACUAACACGCUUGGGCACCCAUUUACAGAAAGGGCACAGCGAACGCAUGACAUCCACACUGGUGCGUGUUACCGCUACCACAGCCCACCACGUAUUGCGCUAGUGUAUGCACACGACCCUUAAAACAUGUCGUGCCACACACCACACACACCUCAGCUUGAACUACAGCACACCAAAUACCCCCACUUGCUGUGACAUGUCAAUUGUGAGGUGAAAUUGUCAGUGUGCAUACAUUCCAUUUUACUGCAUGCACUCACAUUAUGUGGAAGUGUAAUUGUGAUGACCUGUUCAAAAGUUGUUGGGUUUGUUAUUUUUUCUUCUCAUUUUUUACCCACUUUCAGUUAUGUUUACCUGGUAUAAAAUAAAUACAUACCAAUAGUGACAUCAAAAUAUAUAAAGAAUAUUGUAGGGUAUUGAGACGUCACUUUUAAUUAUAAUCGGCCUUUGUUAAUCGUUUAAGUAUGAUAAGAUGCCGCAAAAUGCCUUUGUUUUUCUGCAAGUGCAGAAUUAACCUAAUAACAGUUGUGAAAACAAACCGUAAGUGAAAGUGGGCAGCAUAGCCUCUGAUGGAAUGUUUGCAAAUGGAACUGUGGUGAAACAUUUGCAUCCAACGUUAAGUCCACAAAUGGUAUAUUCCAGUAAAACAUGAAUGGCAAAAUAUAAAAUUUUUACUCCAUUCUACAUAUGGCAAAUAGUCCAAUGGUAGCAUUAUUAGUCCAUUUAAUAUAAUUCUAUGUUGACAAAUACUUACUUUAGGUACUCUGCUUUAAGGCAUCAUACUGUAUACCAAUAGUUAUAAUUUUGGCAUAUUGUGAUAUUCUUUAGUUCAAACAUACUAGUGCUUUUAAUUACACUUGCCGUAUAGAUACAUGUUUGACAGUCGAGUGCAGUGGUAAGCAGCCUGCGGCCUACAGGCUGCAUGUGGCCCAUGGUGCCCCUUAUGGUGGCCUGUUUUCAGGGUAUCUAGGCUUAUGCGUGGUGGUCAUGUGGCCCACUGACCAUCGCUAGUUUAUAGUAUACUGGAAAACAAUAUAAGCACUAUAUUACAUAUUGGUGUUUAUGAAGCCAUGUUUCCAAAAAGUGAUAAUUGUAGAGAACAAGCUGCUGUAGUACUUGGUCCAUUUGUCGCCUAAACGUUGCCCAAAUACUUCACCACAGUAGUAUGUGUUGCACCGUCUGUGACAGAUUUCCUGCUGAAAUAAAUACAAUCUGAAAUCCGAUUUUGAAGUAUCCACGUCUACAAUAAAAGUUUGUUUUGCCUGG